AUGCGAACAUGGCGUCAUUCAGGUGACAAGGAAGACGAAGGGUAUGCUGGUUCUUCUGUAGAUGGUCACAUGGCUGUGGAUGAGCAAAAUGCUCUGCAGAUUGUUGUGGGUUUGCUGCAGGAUAUUACUCCUGGCCUAUCGAGUGUUGUCACGGACACAUUGUUUCCGCAUUAUCGUCGUGAACGUCCAACCGCUUCCACGGACUCUUUGGCAACAAUGAGAUUGGAUUCUCAGAUGAUCCCCUCUGUCAAACAAUCACUGAAACGAUUUUCUUGGAAGAAGCGUGGCACACCGUUGUCCUCUUUUGAAGCUCCGUAUUUGAGCGAACUGGGGCCGAUCGCUGUACCUCUCUGUUUGAACAUAUACCAAACCCGUUUCGGAUUACAAUACCCCCCUAACCCUGAACAACUGCAGAACUUGGAAUUGACGGAUGUUCCCACUUCAAAGCAAAUUCUAAUCAAUCGAUGUGGUUUCGUUCAGGAGUUUUUACUCAUGCAUCUUGGAAUCCCAUCACGACGGUUCAUUUGGGAUAGUCCAUCCGAUACAGAGGAGACACACUGCAAUCAAAAACAGGAGAUUCUGUUCGGUCGAUUCGUGUAUGCCAUCAAUCAUCUGGAUUCCCUUACUCUCGGCUGUUCCGAAUCUGCUCUCCUGAACUUGCUUGAACGACAUUUGCAUGCCGGUGCCUAUUAUCGUCAGCUGACUUGGUUGACUCGACAGACAAAUUGGUCAGUUCUAGGUGGUAUGUGGAACGGAAAUACCAUUUGCUCCGGAUAUACAUGGGCUUGUUUACGUGACGCGAUUUCUGAAUGUCUAAUCCCAUACGAAGAAGGAGUUCACUUACUUUUAGAAAGAGAACGAAUGGCCUGGUCCAAUGGACUUUAUAGAAACACAAAUAACCAAUAUGGACCUUUGAAUUUAUCGAGAAAGCUGAAGUUAUUCACGGAUAGAAUUGAGUGA
Messenger RNA from Echinostoma caproni, 960 nucleotides. NCBI's taxonomy places the organism in Eukaryota, Metazoa, Platyhelminthes, Trematoda, Plagiorchiida, Echinostomatidae. The record is from the annotation of a GenBank genome assembly.